Molecule: messenger RNA, 717 nt
Organism: Didymodactylos carnosus
Lineage: Eukaryota; Metazoa; Rotifera; Eurotatoria; Philodinida; Philodinidae
Source: the annotation of a GenBank genome assembly
AUGUCCUCCUCUUUUGUUGAUGCUUUAGCUUCAGCUCAAGCACAACUCUAUCGUUAUGGCGGUACUUUUCUGAUUGUCGCUGGUGAUCUUGGUGGCAUUUUCAAUUUGAUUAUGUUUCUACAACCGUCAUUACGGUGGAAUCCGUGUUCCGCUUAUUUCUUGGCUUAUGCAGGUUCAAAUCUGAUUUAUAUCAAUUUUUCGAUGAUAUUAACAUCGCUAAGAGAAGGUUUCCAUGUUGAUCCGUCUGUACAAUCUCUUGGAUUUUGUCGACUAAGAGUGUAUAUGUAUUAUGUCUUUACCGUUUUACCGACAACACUUCUUAUCAUGGUUACAAUUGAUCGAACGUUUAUCAGCCUGUUAACGUACAGAAAUAUUCGAGAGAUGAAUCGUCAUAUUAUGCCAGUGGUCAAUGAACAACCGACAUCCGUGGAACAUCGAAUGAAAGUCAAAGAUCAACAACUGAUUGUCAUGCUACUAUCUCAAGUCCUUGUUACAAUUGUUUGCAUUAUCCCGUUUACUGGUUAUCGAAUGUAUUCACAAAUAACCCAAAAUCAACCAAAAGCAGCUGUUCGACAGUCAAUUGAAAGUUUCGUUCAAGCUUCAUCUGUAUUUGUGAAUUACAUUCCAGCUUGUAUUAAUUUCUACGUUUAUACGUGGACAACACGAACAUUCAGAAAUCAAGUAAAACGAGUCUUGAUAAAACUUUUCCAGUGUUAA